Molecule: messenger RNA, 2307 nt
Organism: Drepanopeziza brunnea f. sp. 'multigermtubi' MB_m1
Lineage: Eukaryota; Fungi; Ascomycota; Leotiomycetes; Helotiales; Drepanopezizaceae
Source: RefSeq, a predicted model, not a curated record
AUGGCGCCAGGCCCAUCGGAAUGCCUAGGGAACAGCACGGGGCAGAACGGAUCCGUCACCUCCGAGAAAAAUGAUACCAUCUUGACCUUUGGGAGGUUCAAGCUCAGGGGUAAGACCGACGACUUGCCUCAGGACUGGUGGUUUGCGUCCACUGCAAUCCCGCUCGUGGCGGCGACAAUAGGGCCGCUGGCCAAUGUGCUGUCCAUUGCGGCACUGGUGUCGAAGUGGAGGGUCACGCUGCCGAUGAAUGGAGAACUGCCUGAAGGCACUGAUGAUAAUGGGACUGAUAUCCCGGAUCCUGAGUGGAUUAUCAUUUUAAACGCUAUUUCUCUCGCCUGCGGCUUCUUCGGGAAUAUCAGUCUGUUGUUCAAUUUUACGCAGAGGAUCAGGUAUAUUGUUGCUUUGCCCGUGACGAUCAUUUCGUGGUAUAUUGCCACUGGUAUCCUCAUUGCAAUCACUGUUGCCAUGAACAAGUACGUGCCGCCUGUAAGACCAGGAGAGACCUACUCGCAAGGCUUCUGGUACGCAAUUAUUGCCGCAGUUCUUUACCUGAUCGGCUCCAUGAUGCUGAUGGUCAAUAUGCUGGGUUACUUCCUCGGACAUUACCCUCAGCAUUUUGAUCUCGAUGAUGAUCAGAGGACGCUUAUUCUCCAGACCAUGAUGUUCUUUUUCUGGCUGGCAGGAGGAGCGGCCGUCUUUCAAAAAGUCUGUGGAAUGUCCUACGCCAACGCUCUUUACUUUUGCGAUGUAACUGUGCUCACGGUAGGAUUCGGCGAUGUAAUAGCGAACAACGAUGCUGGGCGUGGAUUGGUCUUUCCAUAUUCCGUGAUAGGAAUUAUAUUCCUGGGUCUUAUGAUCAACAGUAUUCGAAAAUUCACUGUGGGCAUAUCCAAGGACAACAUCAUCAAGAAGCACCAGCUCAACCAGCGAGAGCGGACUUUCAGCCGUACACGUAGGGCUGCGGGAAAGGGACCAAUCGCCAGAAGGGCAAAACAUCGAGAGAAGCUCAUUCUGCUAAAAGAAGAGAAAGAUCGGUUUGAUGCCAUGCGAGACAUUCAAGCCCAUACCAACCGCUUCAAGCAGUACUACGCACUGUCCAUGUCCGUCCUGGCGUUCGGAAUUCUCUGGUGCGUAGGAGCACUUGUCUUCAUGUACGCAGAAGCACGCAUUCAGAAUCUGAGCUACUUCGAUGCCCUGUACUUCUGCUAUGUUUCGCUCCUGACAAUCGGCUAUGGCGAUUUCAGCCCGCGCUCGAACGCGGGGAAACCUUUCUUCGUCGUGUGGUCCAUCGUUGCCGUUCCUACCAUGACGAUCUUGCUUUCCGACAUGAGUAACACUGUCGUCUCCGCUAUAAAUCGCGGCACUUUUACUCUCGCCGACUGGACCGUGAUGCCUAAAGAAGGCAUCUGGCGGGAUUUUGUGCUCAGGCAUCCUAAACUGUCAAAUUGGUUAGAGAACCGCACUCAGAAGGUCGAGGAGAGAAAGCGGCUAGAAGAGGGCUUCCAAAUACAGGACCCAGACGAAGCAGUCGGGAUUCCGAGUAACGAUCAAGAAGACUCCGUGCGAGCACUCACUCUGGAGAAGCUUGCGCACGAGGAUCCGAAAGUCACGGAACAUGAUUUAGCAAGAAAUUUGGCGCUAGCGAUCAAGAAAACGGCGAAUGAUUUACGGGCUGAUACCAAGAAGAGAUACAGCUAUGAGGAGUGGGUUGAAUUCACACGGUUGAUACGCUUUAGCAGCGCGGAGAGACCCGAAGAAGUCGACGAGGAAGAGGAAGAGGAAGGACUGAUUGAGUGGGACUGGAUCGGGGAGGACAGUCCGCUGUUAGCUGAUGUCAGUGAAAGCGAGUGGAUCUUGGAUAGGCUAUGUGAGAGUUUGAAUCGCUACACGAGGAAGCAGGCGAGAGAUACGAAACGGCAUAACCUCGAGCACGAACACGAACACGAGCACGAGCACGGCAGAGACGUUACGAUCCACUCUCCAGAGGACCCCCAGCUCAGCGGGUCCUCUCCAAAAGGAAAGAAACGGCGCCGUGAUGGUCACCACAUCGAGACGAACCCUGCGCACCCUGAGCCGAGGAACCUGCAGCCACGUUUGCGCACGCGGUCACGACCUCAUGACGGCGCUGCUGAUGGUGAUGGCGGGCUGAGAAGCCCUGUGCUGAGGAGGGCUCCGUUCGGGGAUGAAGUAGUGAAAUUGGAGAGCGUGGCUGCGAAUGGGGAUCGUGAUCCCAGAAAGGGCAGUAGCGGUGGGAGAGCGCUCACUUCGGCUGUUAGCAGGGAGGAUCACGCUGCUGAGUCUCAGUAA